AUUUGCUUCUUAAACCAUAGUAAGAGAAAUGUUUUUCAUCACUUUUUUAAUUAUCUCAUAUUUAUCAUCAGUGGAAGCCCAUUCCGUAGUGACAGAUAAAGUAAUGGACAAGACAAUUUUAAAAUUUUUGUUGAAUCAGGAUAUUUUAAUGAAAUUAAUUCUUACCGGGAAUACCGAUGGCUCCCAGCAAUCUCUUGCAUUACAUGAAGCUCUGGAAGAAAAAGAAAUGGCAAAUGAAACAAACACUCUGUUGAAAGAAAUAUUAAACCUUGUUAUAAGCCUUAGAAAUGAACAGUCCGAAAGCAGAGGUGUUUUUCAAAACGGCCUGGCAAAACUUAAAGAAACUGUUUUAAUCCAGUCAGAAGAAACGAGAAAACUACGAGAAAGACUUGAGCUUACAGUUAUCACGACUCCUUUGCCUGUGAGAGAUAUAAAAAACUCGAGUGAAGAUUCAGGAUCUGUUGGAGAGAUUCAACAGACACCUAUUGCUUUCACGGCUCUCUUGAGUGGUAAAGACAUUAAAUACGACGCUGGUGACACAGUUAUCUACAAUUCUAUAAAAGUCAACAAAGGGAAUAAUUAUGACGGAAGCACUGGGAUUUUUACAGCCCCGGCUGCCGGUGUUUAUUUUUUCACCUGGAGCACCUUGACCUCACCAAGUGUAGGACUGAAUACAGCAAUUGUGAAAAACAAAUCAUCGGGUUACCUUGCAUUCUGCUACUGUUCCGCGUUUCAAAACACAUACACUAUGUGUUCUCAAUCAACAACCGUGGAAUUGGUGCCCGGAGACAGGAUAUGGAUUGUUGCAUACGCAAUGUCGGCACAGAAACUUCAUGGAGGAGUUUGGCCUGCGUUUUCGGGAUUUAAGUUGUAGACUAUUUUUCACUAUUUGAACGAAAACUCAAAUAAAUUUACAUUUUUUUUAAUUCACAAUGUCAGAUCUAUUGUAUAUUGUGUUAUAGGAAGUAGAAUUCGAGUAAAUUAUGUGUAGCAAAUUGUACUCCUGGCACGCCAGGUAAGAAUGAAAGGAAAACCUUCGUGAAAAACUUUAUCCCGAUUUUAAAAUAUUGUCUGUAACUUAACAUAUGGUAUGAUUGGGACUCUGACAAAGCUACAUAAUAUCAAUAAAUUUGGUGUUAGUGUGAUUGUUGAAACCUGACACUGUUUAAAAUCACA
Saccostrea echinata is the source of this 1176-nucleotide messenger RNA. RefSeq lists its product as uncharacterized. Lineage: Eukaryota; Metazoa; Mollusca; Bivalvia; Ostreida; Ostreidae. The record is from RefSeq and is a predicted model, not a curated record. Bases 29 to 874 code for a protein of 281 amino acids. Gene Ontology annotation, molecular function: protein binding. The transcript has 2 exons.